Messenger RNA from Camelina sativa (false flax), 4072 nucleotides. The record is from RefSeq and is a predicted model, not a curated record. Lineage: Eukaryota; Viridiplantae; Streptophyta; Magnoliopsida; Brassicales; Brassicaceae.
CGGAAAACGACAAAAAUUCUCCAGAGAAACAAACAUGGAGCACAAUGGAGGAGCUCCUCCUCGCCUGCGCCGUUCACCGUCACGGUACUGAUUCAUGGGAUUCCGUCGCCGCCGAAAUCCAGAAACAGAACUCCAUUUUCCGUACACUCACAGCCUUCGACUGUCGUCACAAGUACUGCGAUCUCAAGCGCCGAUUCUCUCGUGAACUCGUCUCUCCGGGAUCUACAGAGGGAGAAGAAACCGUCGCCGCCGAGAUCUCUUCCGUUCCAUGGCUUGAGGAGCUGAGAAAGCUCCGUGUCGACGAGCUCCGCCGCGAAGUCGAACGUUACGAUCUAUCCAUCUCGUCAUUGCAGUUGAAGGUGAAGAGAUUGGAAGAUGAGAGAGAGGAGAGCUUGAAGAUUGAAGAUUCAGAUCUAGAUAAAAUCGCGGAGACGAAAGAGAACCACCGUGAUUCGGGUAAUACCUCCGGUGCCGUCCCGGUCGAUGAGCCGGUUAAUUCUCCAGAUCCAAAGGACAAUAAUACCGGAACCGGAUCUGAUAACACGUUCAAAGAUGUUAAAAUCACUGAACCGGUGGACGAAGAACCGAACCGGAUAGACAACGAUGAGAAACCGGUGAGAGAGGAUUCGGGUAGGGGAAGCUGCGAGAGCGCGGCGAACUCGGACAGAGAAGACACAGUAAGAAAGGGGAAUGACUCGCCGGAGUUUGUUGAGUCAAUGGACGAGUCGAAGGGAGAGGAAGAAGCGAAAGAAACGAGUGACGUGCAGAGCUCGGCGAGCUUACCGAGGAAGGAGACGGUAGAACAGAACCAACCGGAUAACGAGGAUCAAUCCCUGACCGUCAAUAUGAACCCCGUUGAAUCUCAGCCGUUGAUUGAUUUCAUCGAGAUUCUUAAGUCUCACCCCAUUGGCUCUCACUUUUCGCGCCGGCUCGAGAGCCAGUUGCAGGAAACACCUGAGUACGAUAGGAUAAUAAGGCAGCACAUAGACUUUGAGAUGAUUCGAAGUCGUGUGGAAGAGGGUUACUACAAAAACUCCAGGAGCAAGUUCUUUCGGGAUUUACUGUUACUAAUCAACAAUGCAAGAGUGUUUUAUGGUGAGCCAUCUUCUGAAUUUAAUGCAGCAAAACAGCUUUACCAACUCAUCAAGAAACAGAUGACUCUCAAGAUUCAUAAACAAACCUUACCACCACCAAAAGAAGAAUCCUUGGUGACGUCUAAGGAGGAAGUCACAGUCCCUUCUCUUAAGCCAACAGCGCUUUCAGUGCCUAUGAUAGCUUGUCGGAAACGUAGUUCCUUGGCUGUUAGAACUUCAGCGUCAGUCACUGAACCGUCAAAGAAAAAGACUAAAGUAGCUUCCACAGUCGAUGAGAAGCCAGUUUCAGAGGAGGAGGAAGAUGAAACUUCUGAUAAAGAUGUGGAACCUAUUGUUUCUAAGAAGAUGACUAGAGCAAGAGCACCCUCAACAGCCAAAAAAGUAGGAAGCAGAAACGUUAAGACCAGUUUGAAUGCGGGUCUCCCUAGUAAAGGCCGGUCUUCAAACGAUAGCUCUGAGCCGAAGAAAAUUGUUCAAGACAAGAAGGGUAAACACACGAGUGGUGGCUCAAAAAAGCAAAGUGCUGCUAGUUUUCUUAAAAGAAUGAAAGGGGUUUCAUCAUCUGAAACUUUUGUAGAGACAGUGAAGGCUGAUUCCGCUAAUGGAAAAAGAGGAGCUGAACAGAGGAAAAGUAUUAGUAAGAAUGAAAAAGUGGAUGCAGCAAAACUGUCUGCAGGUCAGAAACGAUUAACUGGGAAGAAGCCAACAAUUGGAAAGGGUAGUCCUGCUCAAAAAACUACUGGUGUCGCUUCUAAAAGGUCUUCUCCUCUGAUAGCAAAACGAGACAGUGAAACAAGUGAAAAGGAAACAGGCUCUUCUACUCGGCCGAAGAAGCGUUCAAGGAGGUGAUGAUUUAUUGCGGUACUUAACUAUCUUCUAUAGGAUCAAGAAUUUUCUAGGAAGUUCACAAGGCAGUCAUUUAAAGGAGUGUUGGAAUUGUUUAUACACUUCUCUGAUUCCAGAUAGCAGCAAAAUAUGAGUUUAGAAGAUAGUAGAAAGAGCCAAAGAUGUCAAACAAGGUUAUAAGAGUGUUCCGGUCUGGAAUGUUGUCAUGCAUCUGUCAUCUCAGCAUCCUACUGCACAUGACCCUUUCCCUUAUCAACUUUUCUGAUGAUAGGAAUCCCAGUGCUCGUCUUGCCAACCUAAUAGAAGUUUUAUUGAGAAGUCGUGUCAGUAAAAGGGUUAAGCAUCACAAGAAAAAUUGUUGGAGCUGUUUGCAAGGUACCUCAUGAAGUUGCUUCUUCUUCCGAGCUGUACUGGUUUCGUGCAAGAGAGUUUCGCCUGGUUCAGGAAAGCAUUUCCAUUCUGGUAACUUGGGAUGUUUCUUCGGCCAUUCAAUAUCCUCUGCCGGAAUCUGGAAAGUUUGAGAUCAGGCGUUUCAACUUUUGAAAAAAAGAGGCAAGUAUAAAACUUGAAAAAGAGAUGGAACAAUCUGAUUUUACAUGUCUGAUAUCAACCCAAUUGCACGGGUCCUCAGUAUCCUUUUUGCUGAAAGCACUCGCCAGGUAGUGCGUUUCCUGUAGAUUGGAAACUAUACUUCUUAGAAGGGAUGAGACCUGACCUGAUGAACAACACACAAAAAAACAUGAAGAAACUUACUGUUUCCACGUCGUAAUCUUCGAUUUGGAAUCGAAUGUACUCGUGUUCGCCAGGAAUUCGUAUACCGAUCGAUUUUCCGAUAAGAGAAUGAGGAGAAACCUGCCCCCAGCUUGGGACAGGUGGACCGUCAGAAGUAGAACGCAGCUUUGCCUCUUCGUCUUGUAUCUUUGCUGGAGGUAUAACCUUUCCAUCUUGUAUCUUCGCAGGGGAUAAAACCCUAUCUCCCUAAGCAAUCAGAAAGGGGAAAGACAAGUGGAGUCAAAAGCCAGAUUGAAUUGAAUUGUCUGCUUUAGGAGUUAGGAAGAGAUGAUUUUAAAAACCUACAAUCUUGAGCGUAUUGUCUUUGUUCGGUUCCAUACGAAUGAUCAGAGGUUGGCCAUCUACGCCAGUAAUUUGCGGUUCUUCAGGGGCGGUAAGUUUCUGCAUUUCCCUCUCCUCAGACGAUAAUGAAACAUUCCUGAGAAACAUGGGGUACGACACAAACUUAAAGAAACAGGGGGAGAAGAUCACAUUGUUGCAGUAGUGAAAGCCAUGAUUAAGGUACCUCAGUUGUUCAACCAUUGGAUCAGUUUUGAUUGCAAACUCAAAAGCAUUAUGAGUUGUGAGGUCAAUCUUCAAUUCUUUCAUCAGGUCUCUGACGAUCAUAAUCCUAGGCUGAAGAACAGAAGACAUGAACACAACUUACAAGAAGCGAAAUUAAUGCAUAUAGAGAACAAGAAGGAUUUGACUACGUUGGAUAUUGCAAGAGAUUCUGCUCUGAAGGCAUGGAGAACAUAAUGGUAAGCAUUUCGCUGGAGUGUGAUGAGUUUCGUUUUCUUGUCCAUGGAGCCGAACAGGAUUUCAUCGUCAAAGCUAUAGCUCGGGAUAGUCUCUGUAAGACUUCUCUUCUUAAUCGGUAGAUCAGUUGAUUCUUCAGCAGCGGUUCAAGAAGAUCACAAGAAAAUUCACAAUCGAUCAGUCUAAUUGCAUCAAUGGGAGAGAAGAGAAAACAGAGGAGUCCGAAACUCUAGAACCCAUGAGAAAGAUACGAAGAGAGAGAGAGAGAGAUACUUACGAGAUGGAGAGCUUGGGGCUUGAUCUUUCUGGUCCGCCAUUGUUGAGAAGAGAGGAAUCGGAGAGAAGAGUUUUGUAACUUGUUGACGAGGUUUGUGCGCCUUUUGAAAAAAACCCUAGAAAUCGGAGAGAAGGAAGGAUCUUCAACAACGUUGCAUGAGAGAGAAGAAGUAACGAGAUUUUGGAUUCUCUUUUAUGUGUUUUAUAUGCUUUUAGAGUUUUUAUACUGUAACUAACUAUACUUCGUUGCUUGAUCACUUGAUUUAAUUGGGAUUAAGUAUUGACACGUCAUCAGUUGAAGUGUAAAUCUACGGUUAGUUUCAACA